CUGACAGUGUUGCAUCGCUCUCAUAUAACACACAGCGAAAAGCGCUCCAGACAAACAUUACAGUAUGUAUGAUUGGACUUAUUUCAGAGGAAUAUGGGUUUGCCUCCUUUAAAAAAAGUUUUUCUUAACUUCUUGAAUUUGUCGUUUUUUUCACUAUCCCUUCCAGGGAUCUAUAAAACCAAGACAAAAUAAGCAAAAAAGGAUUGUUAAGUUUUUUGGAUGCAUUGCAAUGACAAGACAACAUGCUGUCACCGACAUCAGAGGAACUUCUCACCAGCCUUUUUUGGUCUUUGGAGACAUAGGAGACAGACAUACAUGAACCACUCAUGGUGUUUGGAGGAUCUGGACACUUACCAGUGAUACAUGAAAGCUGUGAAACAUGUCAGCGGGAGAUUUACGUUUGCUUGGAAUGAACAAAAACGAGAGGGUGUGACAUAGAGACCAAAUUGUUAUUCAUUUGACUUUAAAAAUGCUAUUAAGAAAUGACGUUUUUUACUCUUAAUACAUGAAAAAUCGAUUUAACCUUUGUGUAUGUCUUUGCUUAUGAAGAUGGAUUUUAACUUGAGUAGCAUAGUGUUCUACACGGUCAACAGCACUGUGACCCCCUUUCUCAACAAUACAGGACCCUACCAUCCUGCAGCGGGACCCUGGAGUUUACUAUUGACGGUGAUCAUCAUCAUGAUCAUCGUGGUGGGCAACCUGCUGGUCAUCAUAGCUAUAGCACGCACAUCCCAGUUACAGACUAUGACUAACAUCUUCAUCAUGUCCCUGGCCUGUGCUGACCUCAUCAUGGGGGUCCUGGUGGUCCCUCUGGGGGCCACCAUCGUGGUGACGGGGAACUGGCAGCUGAGUGACACCUCCUGCGAGCUCUGGACCUCCGUAGAUGUGCUCUGUGUCACCGCCAGCAUCGAGACUCUUUGCGUGAUUGCAGUGGACCGCUAUAUUGCCAUUACAAGGCCCCUCAGGCACAAGGUUCUGCUCAAUAAGUGGCGCGCCCGACUAAUAGUGUGUGUGGUGUGGAUUGUGUCUGCUCUGAUCUCUUUUGUGCCCAUCAUGAACCAGCUUUGGCGGGCAGAAGAUGACCUGGAGGCAUUGGUAUGCUAUCAGGACCCUGCCUGCUGUGACUUUGUGACCAACAGGACUUUUGCCAUUAUAUCUUCUGUAGUGUCAUUCUACAUCCCUUUGCUCAUAAUGAUAUUUGUCUAUGCCAAAGUCUUCCUCAUAGCCACACGACAGGUACAGCUCAUAGACAAGACCCGGCUCCGCUUCCAGAGUGAGUGCCCAGCGCCGCCGCCGACACAGCUGAGCCACCACAGUUGCAACAUUUUGCCCUUGGGCUAUGGCGGCAGCAGCAGCUGCACCAGCUCAGCUCGCAAGAGGAGCUCAAGGCGAAGGCCCUCACGGCUAACGGUUGUCAAGGAGCACAAGGCCCUCAAGACCUUGGGCAUUAUCAUGGGCACCUUCACCCUCUGCUGGCUGCCUUUCUUUGUGGCUAACAUCAUUAACGUGUUUGACAGGAAUGUGCCCCCAGGAGAGAUCUUCCGCCUGCUCAACUGGCUGGGCUACAUCAACUCUGGCCUCAACCCCAUCAUCUACUGCAGGAGCCCUGAGUUCCGCACUGCUUUCAAGAACCUGCUGGGCUGCCCCUGGUUUUCCACCCCACGAUUAAACACCUUCUACAAGGAGAUGCGGACACGAUGCCCCUGUUUCCUGGGUUCGCUUGAGGCAGGGGCGGCCGGCUCUUUCCAGAAGCCCCCUGCUGCUGCCAUGCCUGAGGGGGACGAGAGCCUGGCCAGCAGUCAGAGCAGCGACAAGAGUGAGGAGCCUUCCCCAGGACCCCCACACUCCAACGGAAACACACAGUUCAGUGAAUUCUCCAAACCAGAAAAUGAAUUCUUCCAGUUGUUUGGUAUGGCAACUACAUCAGGCAAGAAAUAGCUUUUGGAGAGUAUCCACCAAGAGGAGAGGCAGUGGAAAUAUGUCCAUCUGUGGCCCAGCCUAAUAUACUGAGUGACUCAGAGCACUUGCCACAAUUGGCUUAUUACUCCAAAUAACUGAGUAAACAUUUAUACACACAUUAGAUGACACCAGCACUAUUUUCAACAGACAUUGGUGAUGUCAUGGCUUGAGUCCUAAAUAUCGAGCUACAUGCUGAGUUUGUAAUGCCACCCAGCUAUGUGUAAAAUCGAAAUCCCUUCUCCUGGAGAGUGGAACGCAACGCUGUCUUAAUAUGAAUAAACAGAAACAUUGUACUCUGUUGUGCAUAAUUUGUCAGUUAAACAGCAUUUGUCAGUUAAACAGUUUUAUCACCGGUAUCAACGGUAAAAGGUCCAGUCAAUAUUUAGAAAGGCUAGUCAUUACAGUUCAUCUAUGCAUCUAUUUCUCAUAAUGGUAUCAAUGAAAUACACUGUACAUACUUUUCAGUUAUAGGCAUGCAGGAUGGCCACAGAAAAUAUGCUCAGCAAUUAAGUUAUAUUGGUAAAACUAAUGAAACAGAAAUGUAUCUGUUGACAGAUGAAUACAAGCCUUUUCAUUCUGGCACAAAUAAAUCACAUUGUACAAUCUUUAACACAAUGGUCACUUUUUCAGAUUACAGCAGGUGACAAGAAUUGUAUAUAUAAAAAAUGGUAAGGAUUCUAUACAAUUAACAUCUGCAACAUGAAUACCAGCAGCAGUGACAUACCCAGGAAUUUACCUGAACUGGCAGACAUGUAUGGAAGCUUAUAUACAUUAUUUCAAAGCUACCCAUUUAGAGUUUAAUCCUUUGAGGUAAAGCUAUGGUACUGUGCAUUUUUUAAAAUCACUAAAUGUUUUGAUGCCGGUCUAAGAGAGGCCAUUGCAGUAGAGCUCUUUUCAUGUACACUUGACCAUGACAGUCCUUUUAAAUAUGUGAGCACUGCCACCAACUGAGCACCACAUGCUAAAGUAUUUUGUUGGAUUAGGAAGAGAUAUUACCUCAGAGAGCAUGAAAUGAGGAACAGGAUCAGAGAGACAUUGUAAUGACACUCUUCGACACUCAUUGUCAAUGAGAGCUGAGUAUCUGAUUAAAUCCUACAGCAUCAUAGAGUAGGCCUAAAUGGUGUGGUUUGGGAGUUGAGUAAGUAGUUUAGUAUGGGAUGCGUCUGAAAAUGGUGGGAGGAGGUUGAAGUCAACGUUUUACUGCACUGUCUACAGCUGAAUAAAGCUUAAAAAAUUGGCAGGUAACUUAAAUCAACUUCAUCUCAUUGAUUGUUUCUUUCCAACUUACUGUACUGUUGAUAGUAAUGCCCGGAGGCCUGGAGAGAAAAAUCUACGUGUUGGAAGGUUCUUAAUGGUGAGGAACCAUGUGCUCCAGGUGGUUCUUAAGAAACUGCAAACAACUUGAUUGAAAUAUUUUAGCACCAUCAAUCAUAGAAAUCAACAUAUUUGGCACUUCCACUGUAGUGGACAGGAUUACAAAAUAAACCCUUUGCCCCAAACCUGCCAGGGGCAAGACCUCAAUUGCUGACCACCUUCGCCUGUUGACGGGUACUGUAAAAGAAAAUACACUUAACUCAAAUGAUGGAUGUCUCUGCCUGAAACUUUGGGAUGAAGCGAAAGCCAAAUUUGAACUAGGCUUUCAACUACACAGGCAAUUAUUUCCCUCAGAGGACCAAGUGAAAGUACAGUACUUGCUUUAUAAGGGCUAAGGGUACUUGAGUCGUAUUUCAUAAAUUGUUUUCAUUUUUCUGUAGAUUUCUCCAGCAAAGCAAUGGUGGGCAUUGUUUAUAUUUUCCUGUGUAGACAUGUACUGUAAGAUUGAUAGGAUCAGAAUCUCUGGCAUUUUGAAAAAAGGAUUGGUUGGGUAUGUUUGGGGGAAAGAGAAACCUAGAGUACACACUACCAUGAAGUGAUUGAUGGGGAUAGGAUGGGCAUUAAUCAAUCAGGAGAGAUAUGUUCAAAAGCUCAAAAUCAAAUAAGCAGUAAAACGAACUGCUAUUUUUUCCCAGUAUGAAGUGAACGCAAAUCCCACAAUGUUCAAUACAUUUAUGUAGGCUACACAUUUCAACCUCCUCCCACCAUGUCAGAGUAACCUCUCACAAAGGGCAUUUGCCAAGUCAAACAAACACAUAAUCUCCUGAUGAGACAGUUAGUUGGCCUUCAUGUCUGGAUGCUUUAACAGUAAAGGAACAUGUGCUUGGGAUUGAAUGGGAGGAUGGGAUGAACAACAAGUCUGAUCUGGCAAAGUAAAUGUAAAUGACAAGUGACACGAUCAAAUAAGAUGGUUGGAUCAAUUUUAGGGUUGGAUCUCAAUGCUUUGAAUUCCAUUCCAUCAUUUUGUAAAAAUAAUAUUUUCCAAAGAAGUGAUGUCUUGAAUAUACAGUAUCAAUGCAAAGAUCUCUUCAUCUUCUCCAAGGCUGGGAAAACAAAACACAUUUUAUUAUUUUAGGGGAUAAGUAUAGAUCAGUCAUAUUCACACGAAUCUUUGAAAUUCAAUUUAUUUUGUAAUGUGUUUUUGGAGGUAGAGUCGAUAUUUCACCAUUACUUACAAUAACCACUUUCUGCUGGCUCUGAAUUUCUCUUUAUUAUAACCAUUACAGUAAAAUGUGCUUAGUAUAUUUUGGCUAAUAGGGCAUCAACAUUCCUCAAAGGUAAUUAUCUUGCAAACCAAAAUGACAUUCUUAAUACUCAUAGGCUUUAACAAAGUCUGGAAUAUGACAGUGUCAGAGAAUAUGAAGUAUGACAGGAAUAUGACUCAAUACAGUAAGCUCAAAAACGAAUUUCUCCAUGUUAACUCAGUUUC
Messenger RNA from Coregonus clupeaformis (lake whitefish), 4762 nucleotides. RefSeq names its product beta-4C adrenergic receptor-like. Gene Ontology annotation, biological process: adenylate cyclase-activating adrenergic receptor signaling pathway; norepinephrine-epinephrine-mediated vasodilation involved in regulation of systemic arterial blood pressure. The record is from RefSeq and is a predicted model, not a curated record. Gene Ontology annotation, cellular component: membrane. The transcript is spliced from 2 exons. Gene Ontology annotation, molecular function: beta3-adrenergic receptor activity; epinephrine binding; norepinephrine binding. Lineage: Eukaryota; Metazoa; Chordata; Actinopteri; Salmoniformes; Salmonidae. Bases 532 to 1938 code for a protein of 468 amino acids.